GCAGAUUUCAAAAAACAUACUUUGAUGUGAGAGUGUUCAACCCGCUCGUCCCCUCCAACAGAAACCAGUCACAUGCAGCAAUAUACAGAAAACACGAACUGGAAAAGAAACGGGGGCAUAUCAGCAAAGAAUCCAGGAAGUUGAACACUCCUCUUUCACACCGUUAGUUUUCAACUUAUUGAGUUCUAUAGGAAAGUACCUGAUGGCAAUGAAGGUAAGAAUUCCCAGUUCAUUAUAAGAUUAAUAAUUCAUUAGUGAGUUCAUUAGUGAGCUCUCCUAUACCUUAAUUGUACAGAUGUUUCAGUUAUUUGAAUGUCUAAUAAAUUGAGAGAAUAUUUACAAGACAAAAAGUAACAGUGAUUGAAGCACACACUACAGUUGGUGUGGUGACAUACAAACAAUCACUGAUUAAGUUUAGGGCAAAAAGAAAGCCACUCUACAUGAGGUUGUAGCCCCCCCCCCCCGUCAGAGAAUUAGAUGCGUGUGGGCGAGAGCAUUAUCUUAUUCACUACUAUGAAUAUCAUUACAAACAUGCGACAUUAUCGUCAUUUAAGCAACCUCAACAAUUCAACAUAAUUAUGUACACACGCUUGAAAGUAAUUUCAAUAAUGACAAUAAUUACUAUCAAUGUGAUCGCUUCACAGGAUGCAUGUGGAGGACGGGAAAGUGCGGUCUCAUUUGGAGUGGCCUCUAAUUGUGACAUAUAAAAUGACAAUAAAGAAUUGUCUGUGUAUCAUUGGAAUAUUAUGUACAUGUAGGGAUCACAUGUAGUCAGUCUGCCCUAAGACCCUAGCCUCGUUCCCAGGCCUUACUUUUUCUUGCUGUUGUCACUGUUCAUCCAUAAACAUAAGAAAGACAUAGUGAGGCAGCAAAGAAAGAAAUGGGCGUACAGUUAAGAAAAAGUAAGGCCUGGUUUGGGAAAUCGCGUGAUCCACAAGGAUUUUUAUGAACGUGGGCGAUAUGUAGCCCACAAUCGUGACGUAAGGUAUUCUCCCACGCAUUCAGAGUUAAUUAAUAAAACUGUACUGAACAAUCACCAAGCUGUGCUGCAAGUCAGAUCAGAGAACCAGCGUGGCCAGCUCUGGUGGCAGUAGCUACCUGCUAUAUGAUAAUGAUGACUAAACUAUUCUACUAUAGCAUGUAGAAAGACACACGAAAAGGUAAUAGUCUGAUUAGAAUCUAAACACACAAUCUAGACUAGUAGAUCAUCUAGCUAAGCCUAAGGUAUAGCUAGCUAUAGUGCUUGCAAACUUCCAGUUCCAAGUCCAUGUCCAGCUUGCUGCAGGCAAAGUUUUAUUAGUCGUAGACCUCUGCGUGGGCAGUCCAACAUCUCUAGCUCAGUAUGCCCACGCUCAUUUUCACCCUUCUACCACCCUUCUACCCUCACGCGACUUCCCGAUACAGGCUCUCCUUUUUCCUAACUCUACGUCUAUUUCUUUCUUUAUUCCUCCAAUUAAUACCGUAUUUUAUCUCAUUAAACGAAUAAUACAGUAUUUUAUCUUAUUGAAAGAUUGUGAUAAAGAACAGAAAAAGGAGAGCCUGUGUAGAGGCUACUAAGACCCCAAAUGUUGUAAGACAGGAAGUGCUACAAGUUGCCUCAUGAAUAUAUUAAUGAGAACAUUUUUUCUUUGUUUCUGAUAAAAAUAAAGGUUUUUAGAGCUAUCUAAGUUGAAAUCUGUAAUAAGAAGACAGUUUAACAUACGAUAAACACUUUAAAUUAUGAAUUUGGGUCAAACUAGCAUGAAGUUGUGUAAAACGAUUGCGGAAAGUUCGAAUUUUUGAGCAAGCUGUUCACCAUUGACAUAGCAAGCUAAAAAUUGAUUGAACAAUUCUGAAUAACAACAUAUUCAAGGUAAAUGCCAUACAAAUGAAUAGUGUUUGCAAAGCAGUUACACAAACUUUGACAUAAAUACACAACUUGGCAAUAGCAUAGAACACAUCAUGAAUGACUUCAAGCCUUCUAGCUUGCUGCUAAGCAUGCACGUGCAUCAGAUGUACAAGUUGAUACUUUAGGCAGUCACUGGUUCCUUUCACAUCUGGAGAUAUGCAGCCAUGAGUUCCACCAACCACAGAGACUAUUCAGAAUGAGGUAUCUUUGAAUUUUUGCCAAGCUGUUCACACUAUCUCAAUCAGUCCAAACUUGCUGAGUCAAUACAUUCCAUAUUGAACUAAUUUGUCUCCUAGUAACAAGUUCUAGUUCAGUAAAUGGUCUGUGUUAUGAGCUUUGGAAAUUUAGAAAAAAUCACCCUUCACUACAAUCUGGCAGAGUUGUAGGUAGGCCCUGGCAAAUUAUGCCAGCAUAAUUUGGGGCAUAUAGGUUAGGUCAUUAUGCUGGCAUAAUUAGGGCAUAAUAGGGUUAAAAUUUUGAAUUUGGUCAAUUUGGUACAAAUACAACAGUCCUCUACUGUUGCUGAACGUGUUUUUUCUCUUUUAAAUGACUCUUUCACGUCUAGAAGAUUAUGUUGAAUCUUCAGUUAUGUUACAAAUGUACAAUACAACAAAAAAUAAUUUUUUGGCUACUACUACUGCUGAAAAAAGGACGUCAAUGUGGGGCAUAAUGGGUUCUUUCGACAAGCGUAAUAGGCUGAAUUUGGGGCAGUGCUCAAAAGCAUAAUAGGCAGAAAAAGGAGCAUAAUUUGCCAGGGCCUAGUUGUAGGGUGUCAUCAUUAUGAAUCUUAUUAAAACAAUGUUUUUGUGAUGUCAUCCUUGUGAAACCAUUAAAAUACUUGUGGUAUGUAUUUCCUGUCUUGUCUGAAAAGUUGUGGGUCUUAGGGCAGACUGAGUGGGGCAAAUUCAUAAGAUGUUGGCAAGUUUCCUGUAAUGUGAGGAUGUCACCCUGCAUGCCAGAGAUCUCUUUUAAAAAACAACCCCUGGGUAACUCCCUGGGAAUCUCCCUGGGAAUUUUCCCUUGCCAUUUCAUGUAUUCUUCCAGCAUAAAUACAGGGACUUGCAUGUCAAAACAUAAAUACAAAGUACAACUGGAUGGACUUUCUCUACAAUAUAUUUCAACUAAGAAUCAAUUCAUCUGUCAAGCAAAGCAGUAGACAUGAGAGGCUACUUCAGCUACAUUAUUGUGCUGGCAGUCUUGCAGUCAGCAAAAGCUGUUACGUUCAAUGCUCAGAAUCUGAGGUUGAAGCAGUCUCCACCAGGACCUACACUAGUGCUCGAGGGACCAAAGACAAAAGUUACACUUCGUGUCUCUUCGAACGAGUCUCUAUUCGAAACACUUUACUUAAAAGUUAAACUCGGAAAAAUCAUAAUCCGGGCAAAUACAAUAAACUCAAAUCUCACAGUGAUCUACAACAGCUGCACAGACAGCGACGACCCUCAAUGGAGGUGCAAAGAAGUCCAAAUCACUCUUAGACAGACGAAGGGAGGGGAAGAAUUUGGAUUAUUUCAGCAAAUGUCCUUUGAUCUGUACCGUACAACUAGGUUUAAGUUAGUUUACUAUCUCACUACGAUUGAACUGACUCAAUAUUCACCAACAACUCUCAGUACCACUACUAUGGUAACCACAAGUGAGGACACUACCAGCAUCAACUCUGAACAGCCAGGAAGCAACACCGAACCACUCAGAUUGUCAGGUCCUGCCACUGUAGGGAUCAUUGUUGCGUUGUCGCUGGUGAUCGUGUUCUUAAUCGGCGUUCUUGUGUUAGUGCUGUUGUGCGUGUGCUGUCGAAAGGCUGAAGGAGGAGAGCCCUAGCUAUCGAUUUGGUUGGAUUGCCACCAUCGGAAUAAGCAACUUGAUAACCCCUUCAAUAUAACAUCGUUGAGCGAUAGUGAGACUGAGAGAUUAAUUUCGGGACUGAGUUGAGAACAGAACGAAGCCCACAAGCAGUGAAGUGUUGCUACAUACGUCAUCCCUAAGGCUCAACCUAACUACAACUAGACAAGUAUAUAGCUAUAAUUAUAUAUGCACCAAUGUCCAAACGCCGAUUGCCAAUAUAUCUUGAACUUUGACCCACGUGUAAUCUAAGACUGCUGUCUGUGAGCUGAGACCAUCUUUAGCCCACUGUAUAUUAAAAUCAAGAAAACAAGAAGAACAUGUCUGGAAACAAGCUCAGCUACUUCAUUGUGGCCAUAACCCUGGCUAUCUUUGUGCCACAAGCACAAGCAGACACUAAUCAGGAACUGACUCCAGCUGGAGAUACAAUAUUCCUUAAUGUGGACAAGACUAAAAUCACCUUUAGAAUCACCUCAAAUGAUUCGUACUUCCGAAACCUCGUUCUGAAUGUGGUGGUCGGAACGUUUCGUGUACAUCAAGAAAGGCCUCGAGGCAAUUACACUGUUAUCUAUAACAGUUGUACAGACAGUGACCAACCCACAUCGUGGUGUAAAGAGGCACAAAUAACGCUGUGGAGAAGAGAGCACAAAUUCCAAAACAUUUCAUUUGGCCUCUACAAUGGUAUUGUAGAAGAGGAAAUUCUGUCCACAGUUCAACUCCAGCCUCCUACUACUACUGACCCCACUGACCAGACACUGACCAGGUUGACAACCACUCUUAGUAUUAUCGAUACUGGCAGUAACAAAGGAGCUCUUGAUUCUGCUUCCAUGGGACUAAUCAUUGCCGUGGCUGUUUGUCUGCUAAUCAUUGUGGCUCUAAUAUUAGCUAUGGUGGUGAUGUACAUGAAGAGGACCAAAAAUGGUUCCACUCAAGAUGUAGAGAACCAAACCCAGCCCAACUAGACGUUACUGGUGGACAGCUCACAUGACUAAGGGACUGGAGAACCCAAUAGCAUCGUUGAGUGUCAGCAAUUUCAGUGACUCAAUUGGAACUGAAGCACACGAGCAGUGAAGCCAAGUGUUGCUACCACAUCAUCCCUGAUACUGACUAACUAGUAGUUAGGUACACAUGUGUGUACGUAUAUUGCUCAGACAUCACCUCUUUUUCUGUGCAAAAUGUUAUUUGUUGUAUGGAUUAAAAUGAUAUAAUUUUAU
Messenger RNA from Halichondria panicea, 4938 nucleotides. RefSeq lists its product as uncharacterized. Bases 4045 to 4686 code for a protein of 213 amino acids. The transcript has 10 exons. The record is from RefSeq and is a predicted model, not a curated record. NCBI's taxonomy places the organism in Eukaryota, Metazoa, Porifera, Demospongiae, Suberitida, Halichondriidae.